AUGAAGAGGGAGAAAAAGAGGCAGAGACUCGAGAAAGAGGAGGAAAAGAAAAUGGAGGUAGUGGUGGUGGAGGAAGAAGAUGCGUUGGCUGCUGCUGCGACGGUGGCUGCGGCUGCGGCGGUGAAGGAGGAGGAGGAAUUGUGGGGGAUGAGGCUUAAGGAAGAAGGAGGUGUUGUGGUCGAUGAGAUGAUGACGUGGAGCACCUUUUGGCUGCCUUCAUGUUGGGACGUGGAGUUUGUUGAGAAAAACUAUGGAGUUUUGUUCGGUGAUGUUGUGUGGGAAGAUGAUCUUUGGAAUUUGAACACUUCAAAUCAGCAGCUUCCUCCUUUAGAUGAGAUCAAACGAGAUUGA
Microthlaspi erraticum is the source of this 351-nucleotide messenger RNA. The record is from the annotation of a GenBank genome assembly. NCBI's taxonomy places the organism in Eukaryota, Viridiplantae, Streptophyta, Magnoliopsida, Brassicales, Brassicaceae.